AUGUACGAGGAUGCGAAGAAUGCAGCUGAAAAUGAUGUAACUUUUCCAGCAGAGCGAACUCCACUACAGAACAGAUUGCUAUUUCACGUGUCGCAUAAGCUCGGAGAGGAGAAACGAUUGAUGGCUCAUCAUCAGCUUCUUGGGAAUACGCUCGAGGAUCAGCUCUCCUUGGCAUCAAUCCAUUACAUGCGUAUGCACUACACUGAAGCGAUUGAGGUCUACAAGUCGAUUUUACAAGAGCAUACAAAUAUGAUUGCGUUGAAUGUCUACAUGGCUAUGUGUUAUUACAAAAUGGAUUAUUUUGAUGUUGCACAGGAAGUGUUAGCAGUAUACCUUCGAAAUUUUCCUGAUAGUCCGGCUGCACUGAAUCUGAAAGCUUGUAUCACUUUCAAAACAUACAACGGCAAAGCAGCUCUGCCAGAAGUGGAAGUGCUUCAAAAAGCAACACUAUAUCCUGCGGCUGCGGACCUUCUUCGCCACAAUACAGUAGUGUUUAAAGAAGGAGAUGGAGCUAUGCAAGUAUUUCCUGGGCUAAUGGAUACCCUGCCUGAAGCUAGAGUGAACCUUAUCCUGUAUCAUCUUAAGAGAGAAGAUAUUGAGAGCGCUAUGACUUUGUGCAACGAUUUGGAACCCCAAUCGACCACGGAGUUCCUUGUAAAAGCAAUCACUUUUGCUUGUUGGGGACAAUUAAAAGAAUCAGUGAGUGCGAACUUUUCCCAUGGCAUCAAGGCGUAUCAUCACAAUGAUGACGUGUUCUCAUUCAACAUUGCUCAAACAGAAAUGCAAUGUGGAAUGUGGAAAGAGGCUGAAGAACACUUUCUUGCGGUCACCGGUCCUGAUAGGGAUAAACCAGCGUUCAAAUUCAUGCUGACCAAAACUUAUACAAUACCUGGACGUCAAAGUAUGGCAUGUUCUCUCUUCCUUAGUGGCCAAUACGAGGAUGCUUUAGUUUACCUAAACUCUAUUCAGGCGUAUCAUCACAAUGAUGACGUGUUCUCAUUUAACAUUGCUCAAACAGAAAUGCAAUGCGGAAUGUGGAAAGAGGCUGAAGAACACUUUCUUGCCGUCACUGGUCCUGAUAGGGAUAAACCAGCGUUCAAAUUUAUGCUGACCAAAACUUUCAUAAUGAAUCAUAAACCUCAACUUGCAUGGGAUAUCUACACAAGGUCUACAGAUCCCAAAGAGUCCUUCAAUAUCUUGAGGAUUAUUGCGAUGGACUGCUACUCGGUAGGCGAAUUUUAUUUCGCGGCGAAAGCUUUUGACGGAUUAGAGAAGAUCGAUCCCUCACCUGAAAAUUGGCAAGGAAAGCGAGGAGCUACGUGUGGGCUCUUUAAGAUGCUUGUGCAAGGAAGAGCAACAAAUGAACAGAUGUCAGAGAUUCUUCAGCUGCUGGAUCGUGGAAAUCACCCACAAGCAGAUUUUGUUUCUUCGACGAUACGAAGAUGGGCCAAAGCACACGAGAUUAAUUUGGAAUAG
Strongylus vulgaris is the source of this 1476-nucleotide messenger RNA. Lineage: Eukaryota; Metazoa; Nematoda; Chromadorea; Rhabditida; Strongylidae. The record is from the annotation of a GenBank genome assembly.